GGCGGCACCAGAUAAGUCGCGAGAAGAGGCUUAAAUCCUGUCGUUUGCGUUAAGGACCACCUUGGUUAACGAUGGUCCGUAGUGGAAAAAAUGGUGACCUUCAUCUGAAGCAGAUAGCAUAUUAUAAACGAACUGGUGAAUAUCAUCCAACUACACUACCAAGUGAGAGAAGUGGCAUAAGAAGAGCAGCCAAAAAAUUUGUCUUCAAAGAGAAAAAGCUAUUUUAUGUUGGAAAAGACAGACAACAAAAUCGUUUGGUAAUCGUUUCAGAAGAGGAAAAAAAGAAAGUCCUGAGAGAAUGCCAUGAAAAUGACACUGGGACCCAUCAUGGCAUAUCCAGAACCCUCACUUUAGUGGAAUCCAGCUAUUAUUGGACUUCUGUGACCAAUGAUGUCAAACAGUGGGUAUAUGCUUGUCAGCAUUGCCAACUUGCAAAAAAUGCCGUUAUUCUAGCACCUAAAAAGCACCUUAUUAAGGUGGAAAAUCCAUGGAGUAUAGUUACUGUUGAUCUGAUGGGACCUUUUCAUACAAGCAACAGAAGUCAUUUAUAUGCUAUAAUCAUGACAGAUUUGUUCACAAAAUGGGUUGUGAUUUUGCCUCUACAUGAUGUUUCAGCAUCUGAAAUUUCUAAAGCUAUUAUCAAUAUCUUCUUCUUAUAUGGACCUCCUCAGAAAAUAAUAAUGGACCAAAGAGAUGAAUUUAUUCAUCAGAUCAACUUAGAACUGUAUGAAUUGUUUGGUACAAAGCAAAUUGUAAUUUCUCAUGCCUCUCAAACUGUUGACCUCACUGAAAGUACACCUAGCACAAUCAAAACGUUUUUAUCCAAACACUGUGCUGACCACCCAAACAACUGGGAUGAUCAUCUAUCAGCUAUUUCAUUUGCCUUCAAUAUAACUCACUUGGACCCUACUAAAAAUACACCAUAUUUUCAAAUGUUUAAUCGAAAUCCUAAUAUGCCUGAGACUUCAGAUAGCCUUCAUGAAGUGGAUGAUGAUAAUGCAAGUAUGUUUGCUAAAAUUCUAGAUGCAAUUAAAGAAGCUGAUAAAAUAAUGGCAAAUAAGACAACUUCAUCAAGCCAGAUGAAGAACAACAAUUUUGAUGCAGUAAAUAAAAGCAAGAUCGAUGUUAAAAAGAAACCAAAGCAAUUAAAUCCAUUUCAUCUAAAAGUGGGUCAUGAAGUUUUAAGACAAAGGAAAAACUGGUGGAAGGAUGGUCGUUUCCAGUCUGAAUGGAUUGGCCCUUGUGUCAUAGACUAUAUUACAGAAAAGGGAUGUGCAGUCCUGAGAGACAACACUGGAACUAGGCUUAAAAGACCCAUCAAAAUGUCUCACCUUAAGCCCUAUGUAAGAGAACCCACUGAGCAAGACAGUGUUUAUCUCUUACAAGGUUCAGUAGUAGCAGAUCAUGAUUACAUCGGGUUGCCUGAAAUUCCAGUUGGAGCAUACCAAGCAAAUAUUCUGGUAGAAGAUGCAACUAUUGCUGUAGUUGAUAAUGAAUUACUGACAUCAACCAGGGAUCAUGAACUACUAGAAUAUAGAAAUGCCAAAAUCUCUCCAUUAAUAGAAGAUCAUGGUACUCUUGAAAAACAGACUUUCAGUUUAUUGGACUCUUCAAACCAAGUCCUUGAGUACUUAAGUUAG
Molecule: messenger RNA, 1640 nt
Organism: Chrysochloris asiatica (Cape golden mole)
Lineage: Eukaryota; Metazoa; Chordata; Mammalia; Afrosoricida; Chrysochloridae
Gene: GIN1
Product: gypsy retrotransposon integrase 1
Exons: 8
Coding region: 72-1640 (522 amino acids)
Biological process (GO): DNA integration
Molecular function (GO): nucleic acid binding
Source: RefSeq, a predicted model, not a curated record